AUGGAUAACUCAGAUUUCUCAAAGAAGAAGAAAAAACGAUCAACAAGUAGUCAAUUGCACAGUAAGCGACACAGUAACGCACGACAUCGCCUGCGCCCCAAUCCUGGUCCAACCAAUCAUUUGCAUCGCAGCAAAAACCGCACCACGCAAUUCGACGCCCUUCGUAAAGAACUAACCGAAAAAUUAGGACUCCCCAGCGACUGCCGACUUUAUUUUAUGAAGAAAUAUGAUAUGGAUAAGCUACCGGAUACUCCUCGCUUGAAAAUCACUCAUCACAACUGUGUAAUUCUUGACGCUGAAACGUGGAAGGUCUUGCAAGUGAUACGAUUCACUCCUUUCUCAGAAAUGUCUGACGAGCAAAUGAAGCAAAUGAAUUUCACAAUCAAAACCAUUUACAACCAUGCUUUGGCUCGAUCUACCGUCAAAAUCAAUCAUGCCAUGAAAGGUAUUAAAGAACCUGGCGAGAUGUAUGCCACUGGCUACAGGGGUGCCUCAGACAAAGGACGCAAAUUUGGUGUGACUGCUCUAAGUGCCAAGACUUCCAAGAGCUUGGAAGCUAUUUCCAAAGACGAAGCGAGGAUGGAUGACAUGGCCGUCAUCAAUGACACACUUGCCGAGUGGAUGUCCACCUUAUGCAUGCGGGCGUUCCAAUCGAACCGCGACCUUGCUCUCGAUUUCUCAAUACCUUCUUUUUCCGAUAAGAAGUGGGCCGAAUCCCCUAAUGCCAAUGUCAUCGCCUCUAGCAUCGCCGUCACUCGAGAUGGGUUCAACAAUAAUCCUCAUCCCGAUUUCGAUGCCACCCCUUAUGCAUAUGGUUUGUUCUCCAGAAUUAAUCGCGCCACUGGGGAACUUCAUUGGGUCAAAAUCUCUGAGUAUCUUGGGGACAUCGAAGGCUGUUAUUUCAUCUUGGAUCAAUAUCAUAUCGAGUUGUGUCUGGAUGCAUGUGACGGGGUAGUUGAGUGUUGUUGGGCAUCUGAUGAACUUCAUCACACCUUGGCUUCAACAACAUACGACGAAGGCUGGUGCCCGAUACGGCCAAAAGAUUCGCCUAUCACCCGAUUUGGCUGCUCACUGCAAAUCAGCGCGGCAUUGGUCAAACGCAUUGAAGGCCUACUGAAGAUGAAGGAAGGUAAAACUGACGUCGAAUGGGAAACAUACCAAAGAUCAGUUAUCAAGUGCUAUGAUCAGGAGAUUGAAAAUAAAUCGUCCAAGUUCCAUGAUCCUAAUCGGCUUCAGAUACCUAAGAAAACCACGAGAACGAGAAAGUAG
Molecule: messenger RNA, 1269 nt
Organism: Melampsora larici-populina 98AG31
Lineage: Eukaryota; Fungi; Basidiomycota; Pucciniomycetes; Pucciniales; Melampsoraceae
Exons: 2
Coding region: 1-1269 (422 amino acids)
Source: RefSeq, a predicted model, not a curated record